AUGGUUAGUUAUAAUGAUGAAAUCAAAUCAAUCCAAUCUCAAACCAAGACGACAAAAGAAAAUUCAUUAAAUAUUGAAAAACAAAUUAAUAAUUCUCAAUCCAUAUUAUUUCAAGAAUUAAUCAAUUUAUAUCUUGUUAAAAGGAAAAGAUUAAGUGGUGUUAAAAAUCAAUACAUCUUUAUGAUUUCAUUUAUUCCAAUUAUUAAUCUUGAAAAUUUACUUUCUUUUAAUUUUGAAAUUAUUAAUGCAAGUCUUGAAAGGAUUUGUAAAUUUAUUUAUCAAAUCUCUACAAUUUGGUUUAUCAAUUUACCAUUUCAAAUUGAAUUCAAUCAUCAACAACAACCUUCAAUAUUGAAUUUCAAGUUAUUUUCACCUGAUUCUAAUAUUGAACAAAUUCAUGAUUUAUCAAAUUUUGAAUUGAAACUAUUCUUAAAUGGAAUAUCAAGAUUAAUUUUGAAUAUUUUUGAAAUUUUAAAAUUCUUCCAAUUAGAUAAUGAAAUAAAAUUGUCAAAACAAUUGUUUAAUAUUGAUGAAAUGAUUUAUAAAAUUGUUAAUAACAAUUAUAAUUUCAAUGAAUUAUCAAGUGAUAAUGAUCAAUCAAACCCAAUUAAGGGAAAUAUUGAUAUUGAUGAACUUACUGAUUUGGUUUAUAAACAUAUUUUAAACAAGAUUAAUCAGAAAAAUAAUGAAUGGCAUGUUGUUCAAAAUGAUUUUUUAAUAGAUGAGGAUCAAUAA
This is a messenger RNA of Hansenula anomala, 735 nucleotides long. RefSeq lists its product as uncharacterized. The coding region runs from base 1 to 735 and encodes 244 amino acids. The record is from RefSeq and is a predicted model, not a curated record. The transcript has a single exon. Lineage: Eukaryota; Fungi; Ascomycota; Saccharomycetes; Phaffomycetales; Wickerhamomycetaceae.